Messenger RNA from Ambispora leptoticha, 375 nucleotides. NCBI's taxonomy places the organism in Eukaryota, Fungi, Glomeromycota, Glomeromycetes, Archaeosporales, Ambisporaceae. The record is from the annotation of a GenBank genome assembly.
AUGUCUCUUACUAAUCUUCAAAAUCUCGCCCUGAAUAUUUUAAAAGAAACUAAUCAUAUCACAGUCCAAGACAUUAAUAUUACAGAACUAGCACCAUGUUCAGAAUGUGAUAAAAAAAUUCUUUCACUUAAUUAUGAACCAUUCACAAUCCUCGCAUGUGGACACAUAUACCAUAGAUAUUGUAUUGAGAAAAAAAUUUUACUUACGGAUUCGAAUGUAUGCCCUAGUUGCAACAAAUCUGUCGAGCCAGCAGUUUCUGUACAAAAAGAAUAUGAAUCGUCUCAAUCUAGUGGGACCUCAGAUCUAGUGAAUCUUUUGGGUAAAAGUAAUCUUGGAUUCGAUUCUCCUAGAAAUCCACCUGAUGAUUCAAUGGAU